Metopolophium dirhodum (rose-grain aphid) is the source of this 748-nucleotide messenger RNA. Its product is annotated as RING-box protein 1A. Gene Ontology annotation, cellular component: cullin-RING ubiquitin ligase complex; nucleus. Gene Ontology annotation, molecular function: zinc ion binding; cullin family protein binding; ubiquitin protein ligase activity. Gene Ontology annotation, biological process: ubiquitin-dependent protein catabolic process; protein ubiquitination. The transcript is spliced from 2 exons. The coding region runs from base 167 to 499 and encodes 110 amino acids. The record is from RefSeq and is a predicted model, not a curated record. Lineage: Eukaryota; Metazoa; Arthropoda; Insecta; Hemiptera; Aphididae.
AUUGUUUUGAUUUUUGAUAUUCUGACUUUCUGUCACCCGGUUGCCAAGUGCCAACCCGGAACCUUUGAAGAUCUGAUACCUUGAUGCUUAGAUAGGGUCUCUUGUUCUUCAACGUAAUUUAAGUUUUGAGCUGUUUUCACAUUUUAAAGGCCGAAGGUAAUUAAAUAUGGAAGUUGACGAAGAAGAUGUUGAAGCUCCAUCAUCAAGCACCAGUAGUCGUGGAGAAAAGAAACGAUUUGAAGUAAAGAAAUGGAAUGCUGUUGCUUUAUGGGCUUGGGACAUUGUUGUGGACAAUUGUGCCAUUUGUCGUAAUCACAUCAUGGACUUAUGUAUUGAAUGUCAAGCCAAUCAAGCGUCAGCGACUAGUGAAGAAUGUACAGUUGCGUGGGGCGUGUGUAAUCAUGCUUUUCAUUUUCACUGCAUAUCUCGUUGGUUAAAAACUCGCCAAGUAUGUCCUCUAGAUAAUAGAGAGUGGGAAUUCCAGAAGUACGGUCAUUAAUAGAAAUACAUUUUAUGUUUUAACCUACAUUUUUUCAUUCCUUGUAUGGAAAAUAAAUAUUAUUUAAAGUAUUAUUAAAAUUUCCGUAAAAUUAAUAUUUAAAAAAAAAAAUUAGAUUCUCAAUCAAAACAACUACUCAAUUUCAUUUUUUUCAUAUCAAACUAUUUUAUAAGAGAUUACCCUGUAAAAUGGUAAAUUAAUUACAUUAUACAAUAAAAGCGCCUGUCUACUAUGAAAAUAACUGAUUAA